AUGGAGGACGGCAAAUAUGCCGGCUUCGCCGUCCGCACGUACGGCGCGUGGCACUACGACAACCUCAACAUCUUCAUCGCGAGCGUGUGCCUCAUCUACGCAGCUCCACCCCUCCUCGAACUAGCAAACUACAACAUCCUAGGCCGCGUCCUCUACUACGUCCCCUACGCCUCCCCCCUCCACCCAGGCCGCGUCCUCACAACUUUCGCCUUCUUCUCCAGCAUCGUCGAGGCCCUCAACGGGUGGGGCGCGUCCUACUCUGCAAACCAGUCCCUCACCCAGCGCGAACUAGAAACAGGCCACGCCCUGAUAAAAACGAGCCUGCUCCUGCAAAUCUUCGUCCUCGCUUCCUUCGUGGCCCUCGCCAUCGUCUUCCACCGGCGGUGCGCAGCCGCCGGCGUAGCGUCUGUUCGAGGCGUACAGGGCCCGAUGGUGACGCUGUACGUCAGCGUCGGGCUCAUCUCCGCGAGGACUUUCUUUCGCGUCGUAGAAUACUUCAGCCUUGCCAAAGUCCGCUUCGACGCUGAGACGAAAGAGGGUGAUAUACCCCCGGCGAUACGCUACGAGUGGUUCUUUUACGUCUUUGAGGCAAGUUUGAUGCUGGCCAACGUCUGCAUGUUUAACGUCCGGCAUCCGAGGCGGUAUUUGCCGGAGCGGUAUUCGGUGUAUCUUGCGCCGGACGGGGUUACGGAGGUGCAAGGGCCCGGGUGGAAGGAUCCAAGGGCGUUUUGGGUGACUGUUGUUGAUCCCUUUGACUACUCUGGCAUGAAAUCCAAGGAGCAGACUGGAUACGACAACAGCCAUCUCAGUGUACGCGCAGUCUCGCAAGUCACAAAAUGA
Messenger RNA from Colletotrichum fioriniae, 840 nucleotides. NCBI's taxonomy places the organism in Eukaryota, Fungi, Ascomycota, Sordariomycetes, Glomerellales, Glomerellaceae. The record is from RefSeq and is a predicted model, not a curated record.